CGCCGCCGCGGCGCCCGGCCGACGGCGGCCGCCUUCGCCCCCGCGGCGCGCCCCGCGUGGCCUGCCGCUGGCGCGGCGAGGGGGGGCGCCUUCGCCCGCGCGGCGCAGGCAAGCCCGCAGGCCGAGCAGGAGGUGGAGGCGCCCACGGGGCAGGCCCCCGCGCGCAUCUCGAAGAGGCUGCGGGACCGCCUGGCCGACGGCAUCGCGCAGUCGGUCGACCUGGCCGAGAAGGUGCCCACGGAAGACCAGAAGGUCAUCAAGCCGAAGUACGUUGACCUCAACGGCAUAGACCCCUGGACCGCCAUCCUGGGCAGCGCCCCGGUGUUCGGGCUGAGCUACGGCUUCUGGGCCCUCACGCAGGCCUCCGCCGAGUGGUUCGUCACCCACCCGAUCGAGGAGACCGCGUUCUACCCCAUCCAGCGGCUGGGCAUCGCCUUCCAGACCGCCGUGGUGGGACUCAGCUCGCUGGCCGCCGGCAUCUUCGGCUUCACCGCGCUGGGCCUGCUGCUGCUAGGCUUCAGGGUGCUCUUCGGGGUCGCCACGGGGGAAUUGGACCCGGCCAAGGUGGCGGACAGCCCCAUGCGUCAGUCGACCGCGGAGAAGGUCCGCGACAUUUUCACGCGGGAUCCCGUCGACGUGGUGAUGGAGGAGCGGUCCCGGAAGGCCGCAGAGCGGGCAGGCUGAGUGUGUUUCGAGAAGUUCCGCGGCUUGCCGAAAAGAGCGCCCAGCGCGCUAGAGUCAGCCUUGCCAGCGAUCGUUGUCUACCCCAUACCUGCAGCGUCGUGAAAAUAACGGAACGAGAGA
Prorocentrum cordatum is the source of this 804-nucleotide messenger RNA. The record is from the annotation of a GenBank genome assembly. NCBI's taxonomy places the organism in Eukaryota, Dinophyceae, Prorocentrales, Prorocentraceae.